UACCUCGAAGUAGCUGCUUAGCGAUUUCGGCACAUGCCUCCGAGCUCCGGUAUCAAACGUAACACUAUAAAACACCAAAUAUUAAUUCAUAUGCUUUAGGGGAGUGUGGGGUAAGUUGAGCAUUUUUUAAACAUUCAGCACCACUCCGUCAAGGGAAAUAUAGUGUUCUUUCUAACAAAGAUAUCUACAUAUAUUUCAGGAUGUUGUGUAUCCCGGAAAUUAUCAGAAUUCAGGAAAACAUUACAAUUUUGAAAACAUAGCUAGUCACAAAAAAAGUGGUCUCUUGGCACAAUUUACGAGGUAAGUUAAGCCUCCUAAAAAUGUCUACUGAAUGAAAUAUUGCCACUACCUUUUUAAAACCAUGUCAAUCUUUAUUUCCCAAACACAAUUCGCAAUCACUUUUUGUAUUUUAAUAAUUUGAAUAAUCUUUUAACACAGGUUUAACACCUAACAAACACUUAAAAAAAAACACUUUUAGCAUAGGCCAGGCCCUAUUGUUGCCUCAUAUGCCAGCAAUAAUGCCUUGCAUUACAACUGACUUCAAUUUGCUCAACUUGCCAUUGGCUCAAUUUACCCGAUGGGAAACAUUUGGACUGUAUUAGCCCACACAGCUACAAGGAUGCACUUUUAUGCUAGGUUUAGGAUCUCAUAUUAAAGCUUGUAGAGACUCCAACUGAUAUACAGAACAAUAUUAUAAUGAUCUACUUUGGUUCAGAUAAAAGCAUCAUGAUACCUCUAACACAAUAAAUGUAUUUGACUUGGUGAAAAUCUCUUUUUUGGAAAUAACUUGCUUACCACUUUCUUCCUUCACAGACACCAUCAGAUGAUGACCUCUUUCUAAGUACUUGGAAAACCCCAACAGGACCAAGCGGCGUGGUAACCUGCAGGAGCAACAAAGAGAGGAAUGGACAUGGGAGGAUGAAUUGUUCGGAGAAGGACCCUGGGAUCAGCCUGGAGAAUAUCGCCGCCCCAAAGAAGAACUGGAGGCGGCGAGAGCUGAGAGGCGCUGGUAUGAAGAGAAGCAACAGCGGCAGCAGGAGCAACAAUAUCGGGACUACACUACUUGGGAGGAAAUAGACAGGUGGGCGGUCGACCCAGGGAGAAUGCCAGAGCCCGCCUGGGAUUCGAUGGAGCAGUGUGCAGAGGGUUACGAGAGAAUGAGAUUGGCGAAGCAAGCACGGCGGCGCGGAAGGAAGCCCGAGAGUCAGCCCCAAAAAUGUAUUGGGGGGGGCUCAGGGAGAGUGUGGCAGAGUCAGACCUGAGCCAACUCUCCCUGUUUAUCGUGAGGAGCCAAGGAGGAGACCAGAACCAGAGCCGGUGUUGGAGGUGAGCGAAGCUGAGACUGUGAAGGAGUUAAUUGCUGUGUUGGUGUUUUAAACAUGGAAUUCGCCCGACGGAGCGUGUCGGGGAUUUGAUGGCACCUGGGUCAGCGCUCCAUACUCGUCCUGAGGUGCGUGUUAGUCGGCUGGUGAAGUUGGUGCCAGCCUCACGCACCAGGCCUCCUGUGCACAUCCCUAGCCUUGCACGUCCUGUGCCAACACUGCUCUCAAGAUCUCCAGUACGCCUUCACGGUCUAGCCCAUCCUAUGCCACCUCCACACACCAGCCCUCCGGUGGCAGCUCCCCGCACCAGGCUUCCUGUGCGUGUCCUCGGCCCAGUACCACCAGUGCCAGCACCACGCAUCAGGUCUACAGUGCGCCUCGCCUCUCCAGCGCUGCUGGAGCCUUUCUCCUCUCCUGCGCUGCCGGAGUCUCCCGCCUGUUCAGCGCUGCCCGAGCCUUCCUCCUCUACAGCGCUGCUGGAGUCUCCCGCCUGUUUAGCGCAGCCAGAGCCUUCCUCCUCUCAUGCGCUGCCGGAGUCUCCCGCCUGUUCAGCGCUGCCCGAGCCUUCCUCCUCUCCUGCACUGCUGGAGUCUCUCGCCUGUUUAGCGCUGCCAGAGCCUUCCGCCUCUACAGCGCUGCCGGAGUCUCUUGCCUGUUUAGCGCAGCCAGAGCUGUCAGUCUGCAUGGAGCAGCCAGAGCUGUCAGUCUGCAUGGAGCAGCCAGAGCUGCCAGUCUGCAUGGAGCAGCCAGAGCUGUCAGUCUGCAUGGAGCAGCCAGAGCUGCCAGUCUGCAUGGAGCAGCCAGAGAUGUCAGUCUGCAUGGAGCAGCCAGAGCUGCCAGUCUGCAUGGAGCAGCCAGAGCUGUCAGUCUGCAAGGAGCUGCCAGUCUGCAAGGAGCCGCCAGAGCUGCCAGUCUGCAAGAAGCCGCCAGAGCUGUCAGUCUGCAUGGAGCAGCCAGAGCCGCCAGUCAGCAUGGAGCAGCCAGAGCCGCCAGUCAGCAUGGAGCAGCCAGAUCCGUCAGUCUGCCAGACUCUUCCAGAUCCGCCAGUCAACCAGACUCUUCCAGAUCCGCCAGCCAGCCAGGAUUUGCCGGAUCCAACUACCUGCCUGAGCUUCCUCUCAGUGCUGAGCUUCCUCUCAGUGCUGGGCUUCCUCUCAGUGCUGGGCUUCCUCUCAGUGCUGAGCUUCCUCUCAGUGCUGAGCUUCCCCUCAGUGCUGAGCUGCCCCUCAGUCCCGAGCUGCCCCUCAGUCCCGAGCUGCCCCUCAGUCCCGAGCUGCCCCUCAGUCCCGUAGCCCACAGCCAUAUGGCAUAGCCAGAUCAGGACCUAUCAUGCGGACAACUCAGAGUUUGCUAUUCCGUUCUUUUGAAAUAGACUACAUUUUCUUUGUCUCAGACCUGUCUAAAAUAAAUAUUGUGAUGCCGUAGGCUACAUUACAUGGAUUGAUUAGACUUUUUCAAAUGUAGAUGUUCCGAAGGUUUGCAUCAGUGGCUUGUAGGCUAUGUCUGGAAGCUCGGAGAUGCUAAAUGUGUUUAUGUUAAUUAACGGUCAAUUGCUGUGAGACCUGCAGUUAUUUGCUUGACAAUCACCAGCUGACAAAAUUGUGACUGCCACAGCCCUACACCCAAGUACUUCUCUGCAAUGGUCACCUACACUCAUUAAAAACCCACUGCCCCAUUCUACUACUUUGACCAUAUCUGUUUCUGCCUAUGCCAACAGCCUGGGAAGAUGGGACACCACCCCUCAGCAAACCCUAUAACUUUUCUGAAGUCAAAUCUCAUAUACCCAAAUACUUCUCUGCAGCUGCCACCACAACAUCCAUUUUCUGUCAUUAACUUUCCAUUUCUGCGGUACAGUUGAUAACCCUUGCUAUGAACGCUAAGAAGCCAACCUUACUGAAGCUCACUCAUUACCCUAUUCCUUUGUACUGGCACAAAUCUACUAUUCACUGGGAUCCUCUCAGGAUCCAGCACCCUUGACCCAUCCUCCGCACUAAUCUGCCUCUCUCGCACCAGACACCUCCGAUCCCCAGCAUCACGAGCACCCCUACAAUUGACACACACAACUUUAUCCACCGAAACUACACAAUCCUCUGUCGCAUGCCCUCCAGCACACUUCCCACAUCUUGGAAUCUCCCACUUACACACUUCUGCAACAUGAACAGAAUUGUUGCAUCUGAAACAGUGCAGUGGAUUCUGCACAACAGCUCUAACAGUAUAACUAAUAUAUCCUAACAUGACUUUGAGACUCUGACUCAAAACUCAAAAGGACUGACAAUGACUUUUUCACCACGCUCCCCACCAGGUCUGCGUCGCACCAAACGGGAUGAAUCACAAAAACCAGGAAUUUUAACUUAAAUUGUUCCACCUUCACACUUAACGCUACCCCAGAAAUCACUCCUUUCAAUGGUGCCUUAUUCCUAAGAGCAAAACAAGAAACAGAUAUUGACCCAAGUUGCGUGACACAAAUUGCCUUCUCCCUCUGGCCAGAAGUAACUGAUAAAGGAAAAUUAUAGUUUAGAUGAUCAAUUACGUAUACAUUAUUAAUUAGAACCAUUUAUACUAAUGCUAUUAUGUUAUGGUAUGAAAAGUAAAAGUUAUUGGUUAAGCUGUUACUGAAAAUGUAAGCAGAAUGAAUUAAUUGUCUGGGCCUCUUGGGGAGUUAACGUGGGAGCGAGGCUGUGGCCGGUCCGACAGAUAAGAAAUGUCUGGGAGACGUUCCAGGCCUGAUGAACAAUGGGCUCUUGUGAGAAUCAGAGAGAGGGGGGAUAAACUGAUGAUGUCAUGUUCAGUUUAUAACCUGUGGAAAAAUGUGUAUGCUGUAGUACUCAUCAAGAAUAAAUGCUGAACUUGUUUUUAA
Molecule: messenger RNA, 4179 nt
Organism: Oncorhynchus nerka (sockeye salmon)
Lineage: Eukaryota; Metazoa; Chordata; Actinopteri; Salmoniformes; Salmonidae
Exons: 2
Coding region: 1415-2614 (399 amino acids)
Source: RefSeq, a predicted model, not a curated record